Messenger RNA from Lathyrus sativus (Indian pea), 258 nucleotides. NCBI's taxonomy places the organism in Eukaryota, Viridiplantae, Streptophyta, Magnoliopsida, Fabales, Fabaceae. The record is from the annotation of a GenBank genome assembly.
AUGGCACCUCAAGUAGACCUUUCUAUAGCUAAGAUUGGAUAUGAGAUUGAAAAAUUAUUUGGAAGACAGAAAAGUUUUGGCAAUAAUACUAAUCCACCAGCAACUCAAAAUCUCUGUCAGUACAAGUUUUAUCCAAGCUAUGGAGCUACUACUAUCACCAAAAAUGUAGAAGAACUCACUUGCAACGAAGCUGCUUCCAAGUUCAUACCAGAAAAGAGAGCAGAUCAGUUGCAUGCUAAAGGUUUGGUUGGACGAUGA